AGUGGUUGGCAUCUUCGUUGGUUAGAUCCGGGACUCUUUACAUCCGGGAUUGCGUGGUCCUAGCCGAGUGCGGUAUCGAGCGUGUUGUUUACUCGUAACGACUAGUGAUCUUGAUAGUUUUCACCCUUUCCGGAGGGGAAAGGUCAUCCGCGAUCUUAAGAGGGAAAAAUAUCGGCAGCUGAAGAGAUAUUGUGCAAACGCGUGGUGAAAGUGAUCAUCAAAAAAAAAAUAGUAAUCCAAUAUUGAUUCAAUUGGCAAAAUAAUUUGUGGUGCAGCAGCUGUGAUCGAAAAAAAAAUCGAGUGUGUAUUUCUUGAUUCCGAAGAAAGCGAGGAAGUUGUACGGUACACACCACGUCUAGAGUAGCACGUGUGGCGGUACAAAUUUAGUAGCGAGUAGUCUCAUCGAGUGGGUGAAAAUCGCACAUGACAUAACUCAGUCCAGUACAAAAGGAAAGAAGAGGAGAGCAGAAGAAAAAAAAAAGUGGUCAAUCAAGCUAAUCAGUUUCUAACAAGAGUUGACUAGUGAGUGAGUGAAGAUCGCUUCUUCAAUCAACGUAGAGGAGCAACACCUCCCCGAACUUGGACGAAAUGACGCGGAAAAGCAGAGCAUUGUUCAGUAUAAGAAUACCAUGUCUAGUCGCCUUCAUCACAGUCCUGUCGAUCGCUAGCGGGGCCGAUCUCAAAGAGCGAGCACGUGCGGCACUGCUGCUAGAAAAGUCCUCAGCCACACCGGGAGCACAGCCGGCCAAAUGUCGGGUACUACUUCCGCAACCCUGUCCACCGAGCAAGUUCCGGUCCGCGUCCGGCGAAUGCAACAACUUUAACCACCGCUAUUGGGGCGCCCGCGGCGAUCCCUUUAUGCGGUUGCUGGAUCCCGACUAUGCCGAUGAACGGCUGAAACCUCGCACUUCGGUAGGCUCCCACGCCUUGCCUACCCCGGACAGCAUUAUCGAUCACAUGCAGAAGUCUGUACAGCUAAACGCCGUUCAUCCACAUGUAACUGCCAUGCUGCCUGCCUGGGGUCAACUUUUGGCAUACGAUCUGGUCCAGAUCCUGUCCCCACACUCAACCUUCCGGUGCUGCCGAAACGAUACCUCAGCUAGCGCCGCAACCGACGAGAUCAUCCAAUGUUUCGUGCGAAUGGGAGAAGGAUGCAAGGAGUACAAACGGUCCAUUCCGUCUCAUGACCCAACGUCUUGUGAGUUCCAACACCGGGAUCAGAUGAACGCCGCUUCCGGUUUUCUCGAUGGCUCCGGCCUUUAUGGAAACACCGAGAAAGAAAUUUUGGCGGUGAGGACUUUCUCGAAUGGUAAGGUCGAUAUCAAGGCCUGUCUGAGAUGUAACGAACCAGGGGCAAUCGGAGCACUGCACACCAUUCUGUUGAAGGAACACAAUCGCAUUGCCGAUGAACUAUCCAAACUGAAUGCGGACUGGAGCGACACGACCUUGUUCUACGAAACCCGCCGUGCUAUCAUCGCCGAAAUUCAGCAUAUCACCUAUAACGAGUUCCUGCCUAUCGUUUUGGGAAGUCAAAUCUCCAACAGUCCUGAUUUGAGACUCGAAAACGGCAAACACUACAGCGGCUAUUCGUCGUCCAAUCGGGGCGGAGUUUUCAACGAAGUUGCCGUCGGUGCGAUUCCGGCAUUCCUCAGUAUGCUUCCGCCGGAUAUGUACAACGAGUCGGCUUCGGCUGAAAUUCUAAUCUCUAGCCCUGCGAUGCAGCAAACCUAUAUACCGGACCAUGCAAGCUUCAACGACGAGUGGACUCCCAUUGCGCUGGCGAUCCAACGGGGUCGCGAUCACGGUGUGCCCUCGUACCACAAGGCCCUGAACCUGUGCGAAGCCCGUUUUGGCAUUCCCUAUGGAUCUAAGUUGACCUUUGACGAUAUGGAGUAUUUCGGGCUGUCUCCCGAAAAAAGGAAGACUCUGGAAGGGAUCUACCAGGACGCCGAAGAUAUUGACCUUUUGAUCGGAGGUCUUUCGGAAACCGCAACCCUUGGAACAGUUUUCGGUCCCACCUUAACCUGUCUGUUAGCUAUCCAGUUUGCCAAUCUUCGUAGCAGCGAUCGAUUCUGGUACGAAAAUGAUCUGCCUCCAUCGUCGCUGAAUCUACCGCAACUUCAAGCCAUUCGACGGGUUACCCUGUCAGGAUUGCUUUGCCAGGCUAAGGGAGUUCUUCGGGCACAGCCAAAGGCUUUCAUUCGUGAAGAUCCGUACCUGAACGCUAGGCUGAACUGUGAACAGCUUUCUGGUCUGGAUUUAACCCCGUGGAGAUCUGAAGUCGAUGAAAGCGUUGAAGAGAUCCUUGACGCACCUACCACUACGCCACCGGAGCUGGCUGAACUGGAUUUGGACGUUAUCAACCAAGCCAUCAACAAGGCCAAGGAUAAGUUGAACGAACGGAAGCGUUUUGAGUACGAAUCGUGGAAGAAUAAUGGAGGAAUCGAUGCCAAGUCACCAGCAGGAACAGCAGCCUCGUUCAGUAAAGCAAACAAGAAUGCACUUAUCAUUGCAAAUUCUUCACUUCUUUUCGAGCUGGCUUCAAACGAGAUCAUAAACUCACUCCAUUCAAUUCGCCGCCGCAAACGUCAAGUCUUCGACACCAAUAAUUUGGGAGCUUUUGGCGGAGAUGAUUUCAGCAAUGCCCUACAAACCAUUGACGUCAACCAGUUCAUUUCCGGUUCGAUUUCUCCCAUCAACUUGGAGCCCCAGUGCGAGAACUUGGAAGCUCCCUGUGAUACGGCAACUCCUUUCCGAACUCUCACGGGUCAUUGUAACAAUCUUCGCAACGCUGAACUAGGCCAAUCGCUGACAGUUUUCGCACGUUUGCUGCCCCCGGUUUACGAUGAUGGAAUUUCUCAGCCUCGCAGCAUUUCGAUCAGUGGAGCGCCGCUGCCUAAUCCACGAACCAUUUCUUCCUUGAUUCAUCCGGAUAUCUCAAACCUGCACACUCGUUACUCUCUUAUGGUCAUGCAGUACGCGCAGUUUUUGGAUCACGAUCUUACCAUGACACCGAUUCACAAAGGUUUCCACGAGUCCAUUCCCAGCUGCCGAUCCUGCGAUUCUCCUCGAUCUGUUCAUCCCGAAUGUAAUCCGUUCCCAGUUCCACCACGUGACCAUUACUACCCGGAACUGAACGUAACUAGCGGGGAACGACUCUGCUUCCCAUUCAUGAGAUCACUUCCUGGUCAGCAGACUCUGGGCCCUCGUGAACAGAUUAAUCAGAAUACGGCUUUCCUGGAUGCGUCUCAGGUUUACGGAGAGAAUGGUUGUAUUGGCAAGGGACUGCGAGGGUUCUCUGGACGAAUGAACUCCACAAUUCACCCGAUUCGAGGAAAGGAACUGCUUCCACAAACACCAAUUCAUCCGGAAUGUAAAUCAGCAAGUGGAUACUGUUUCGCGGCAGGUGAUGGACGUGCUUCCGAACAACCUGGCCUCACUGCCAUCCACACAGUAUUCCUGCGUGAGCAUAACCGCAUCGUCGAAGGUCUUCGUGGUGUGAAUCCACACUGGAGUGGUGAUCAGCUGUACGAACAUGCUCGUCGUAUCGUCAUUGCCCAAAACCAGCACAUUACUUAUAACGAGUUCUUGCCACGUAUCCUCAGUUGGAACGCUGUUAAUCUGUACGGCUUGAAGCUGCUGCCUCAGGGAUACUACAAAGACUACAAUCCAACUUGUAAUCCUGCUAUCGUGACUGAAUUUGCCUCUGCUGCCUUCCGUAUUGGACAUUCUCUGCUUCGUCCACAUAUUCCUCGUUUAAGUCCACAACAUCAGCCGAUCGAUCCACCAAUUCUACUGCGUGACGGAUUUUUCAAGAUGGACAUGUUCUUGCAGAUCCCUGGAUUGAUCGACGAAAUAUCUCGCGGUUUGGUUGCCACCCCUAUGGAAACCCUGGAUCAGUUCAUCACCGGUGAGGUUACCAACCAUCUGUUCGAAGAUCGUCGCAUUCCAUUCUCGGGAGUCGAUCUGGUUGCCUUGAAUAUUCAGCGUGCCCGCGAUCACGGUAUUCCAUCGUACAACAACUACCGCGCUCUGUGCAACCUGAAGCGGGCUCAAACUUGGGACGACUUGAGCCGAGAAAUGCCCCCGGAGGUCAUCUCCCGCCUGAAGCGUAUCUAUUCCAGCGUAGACGACAUCGAUCUGUUCCCGGGCGGUAUGUCCGAACGUCCACUGCAAGGUGGUCUGGUCGGCCCGACCUUUGCCUGCAUCAUCGCCAUCCAGUUCCGGCAGCUGCGCAAAUGCGAUCGUCAUUGGUAUGAGAACGAUGAUGCGGUAACCAAGUUCACGGAAGCCCAGCUGGCCGAACUUCGUAAAACUACUCUGUCGAGAAUUAUCUGUGAGAAUUUAGAUAUCCAAGGUGAUAUGCAGCGUGCGGCUUUGGAUCUACCAAGCAACUUCCUCAACCCACGUGUUCCGUGCAGUUCCAUGCAACAAAUUGAUCUCAGCGCCUGGAGGGAGAAUGUGGUGCAAGGCUGUCACAUCGGUGGCAAACAAGUCAAUGUCGGAGAUUCGGCAUUCCCCUCGCCCUGCACUAGCUGUAUCUGUACAAAUGAAGGCCCUCAGUGCGCGUCGCUCCGCAUCACCGACUGUGCCCAGUUGGCCCGCGAGUGGGCACGGGAUGUGAUUCUACGCGAUGACGUUUGCAGCGCCCAGUGCGGUUUGUUCCUGCAGAAUGGUGGUGGUGGUACUCCUCAAGGCCGGCAGCUGAACCUCCAGCGGCAACAACCUCCGCGAGUUGCCCGGUCCCGGGUCGUUCAACAGCAAACGGCCAUCCCGGUUAGCUUCCAAGGUUUCCAAUUCCCGGACCUGACGCAAUUCAUUGGUUAGGGUCAGAUCGUUAAAAAAAACUAACGGAAACAUGGAAAUGGCGUCAACCGGAUGUCGUCGUUGUUGUUGUAAAUAUUGAGCGGCCAUAUUACCUAAACGUACUUUCGACUUUUACCUUUAGCAUUGAAUUCAAUCGAAUCAACGCAACUGCCUCUAGAAUGAAUCUUUAAUUUAAUACCUCGUUCUGAGCCUUUCUUCAACUCGAAAAACUUUAUCUAUCAACAGCGAUCACUACGCAUGGAUCGUUGCAGUGAUUAUUUUUAUUGUAUAUAUUAGUGUAUAGUCUGCAGCGUGUUAGUUAUUUCGGACAUUAUCUCAUAUGUUCUAUUAUUAUCUACUUCGUGGAAACUUAACCACUACCAUACCCUUUGAAAAAAAAAUUAAGCACCUAUAGAGAAGACAUACAAAGGCAAACUAGUUUUUCUAACAAAGUUCAAUUGAAAACACUCGAUAAUCAAACUAGUGAUAUAAAUUAGAAACCAACACAAAGAGUCAAGCGUACAUUUCUUCAAAUGAAACCCAACAACAAAAAUCCCAUGCUUGACCUAUAGGGAAAUCGAAAUGUGUUUUAAAGUGUAGCAAUUAAGGAAGCCGAGUGCGGAAAAAUCCCCGUGUCUCAUAAUCGUUACUGAAACGUUUCUUAUUAAAUACGAAAUCCAAGCCAGUGUGGUAGAUACUUUGCAUACACCGAUUACCAAUAAUGAUAAACAUUGAAAGAAAGAAAAAACGAAAGCGGUGGUUUCUUCCUAUACUGUAAUGGAAACUUGAUGCAAUUUGUUUGCGUUAUGUUCGAUAUUUUAAAUAAAAAAAAUGUAUAUUUAUAGAA
Molecule: messenger RNA, 5653 nt
Organism: Uranotaenia lowii
Lineage: Eukaryota; Metazoa; Arthropoda; Insecta; Diptera; Culicidae
Exons: 11
Coding region: 589-4827 (1412 amino acids)
Biological process (GO): response to oxidative stress
Molecular function (GO): peroxidase activity; heme binding
Source: RefSeq, a predicted model, not a curated record